UAAAACCACAGUAAUACUCGUGCAGGGAUAAUUUUCAGGUGUCUUUUUAGGGUGUUGCUUGUUUAUUCUGUGACAAAUCUGAAUUUUUAUUUUGUUUUUCUCGUCGUGUGAAUAUUUCUGCUCCGCACAAACGAUGUCAUUUGAUUUUUAUUGCACGCAUGCGCUCAUGUCACAAUAUAUACUCCUUCUGAGUAGCGUAUAGUGAUGUAAAAGACAAAGGACACCUCAGUGUUAAUAAUGAGCCUGUAGUAGAUUAUUAGUAGAUGUGUCACAGGCUAAGUGCAUGUCUAAAUAAAUAGGCUCAGAGGAGCAGAGGCGCGCUGAGGGGUUGAGUAAACAGAGGAGACGGAAGGGGACAUCGAGAUAGAGAGCCGUGACACGGGCGGGCCGGCCGACCAAUCAGCGACAGGCUUGGACCUCAGGCACCUGCAGCCUUUAUAAUCUCCUGUCGCCGUCGCCCCAGACAGUGUGUCGGUCAGACCGUCUGCGUGUUGUCGCUUGCCGCUACACAACAGUAGCCGCGCGCUCAGAGCCAGUCUGUCAGGAGCAGAGAGGGACCUGCAGCCAUGACGCACCCCCGGACUCUCAGUGUAGAUUAUGACAGGAUCGCAAAGGUUGUGUGCGUGGUCGGUUCGGAGCUCAAUGUGAACCUGAGCAGGAGUGCCCCUCCCAGGUCCAAGUUCUUCUCUGUGAAGUGCACUCCCAAUGUUCGGUACAGCAUCAGCCCACAGCCCCGGGAGACGUCCCACUUCUCUCCCAUCCCUCUCAGUGGAAGCCCAGUGCUGCUCAUCAGCAUGAGCCAGGCCAGCCAGACUGAAAACGAUAACAAGCUGUCUGUCAGGUACUAUGAUGAGAAAAAAACAGCGUUGGGCACAGCAAUCCUGCAUCUGACAGCUGUUGAGAUCUCUCUGGAUGUGGAUGCUGACAGAGACGGCGUGGUGGAGAAAAACAACCCUAACAAGGGAUCGUGGAAAUGGGGUUCUGAUGGGCACGGAGCCGUCCUGCUGGUCAACUGUGACUCAGAGCAAACCUACGGGAAGAAGCUAGACCACGACCAGCGCUUUGUGGCCAGAGUUUCAGAUCUGAAGGACAUGUCCGUCAUGGUGCUGCGGACCAAAGGACCUGCCAAACUCCCAGAGGGCUACAAGCUCACCAUGCACAUCUCUCAGAGCGACGCGGAGAGUGUCAGGGUCUUCAGGUCCAGAGAAACUGAGAAUACCAGCCUGGCGGGGAGACUCCUGAGCGUCUUCGUGAAGGACUACCCGAUGGUUCUGAGCGCUGAGGUCCUGUCCAGCGAGGUGCCUUACCUCGGAGGCGACGCGGAGAUGAAGUUUUACGUGGAGGGCCUCCGUUUCCCCGACAGAGACUUCAAUGGGCUCGUCAGCAUCAACCUCAGUCUGCUGGAGCCCAUCAACACAGCUCUCCCUGAGACGCCUAUUUUCACCGACAAAGUCGUCUUCAGAGUGGCACCGUGGAUCAUGACCCCGAACACCCUCAAGCCCAUAGAGGUGUUUGUCUGCAGCACAAAGGACAACUAUCAGUUCCUGAAAGGCAUGAGGAACCUCGUCACAAAGAGCGGGUACAAGCUGAAGAUUUGCCACGAGUACAUGAACAGAGGAGAUCGCUGGAUGCAGGAUGAGCUGGAGUUUGGUUACAUCGACUCACCGCAUCAGCGCUUUCCUGUCGUUCUGGAUUCCCCUCGAGAUGGAAAACUGUUGGACUUUCCAUAUGAAGAGCUACUGGGUCCCGACUUCGGCUAUGUGACGAGGGUGGCUGAGAGAAAAGAUGUGAGCAGCCUGGACUCAUUUGGUAAUCUGGAGGUUAGUCCUCCCGUCACUGUGAACGGAAAAAAUUACCCCCUGGGCAGGAUCCUCAUCGGAGUGGCCUUCCCCACGGCAACUAAAGGACGGAACAUGACCAAAGUAGUUCAGGACUUCUUGUGGGCUCAGAAGGUUCAGGAGCCUGUUGCCUUGUUUUCUGACUGGCUCUUCGUCGGCCACAUAGAUGAAUUCAUGACUUUUGUUCCUGCGCCUGACAGAAAGGGCUUCCGGCUGCUGCUGGCCAGCCCAGACGCAGGCUAUAAACUGUUCAGAGGCCUGCAGAGGGAUGGACACGGACAAGCCAAGCUGUUUGAGGGUGUGGAAGAUGAAGAACCAAUUACAGUGGACGAGAUAGUCGAUAAUGAGAAUCUCCGAGCUCAUAAUAGCUACGUGCAGCACUGCGUCGACUGGAACAGGGACGUCCUGAAGAGAGAGCUGGCCCUGGAUGAUGAGGACAUCAUCGACCUGCCAAUCCUCUUCAAGCUAAUUACGGGGGGGGAUGAGGAAGAGUACAGAGCCGUGGCUUACUACCCUGACAUGGUGAACAUGAUUGUUUUGGGGAAAAACCUGGGCAUCCCCAAGCCCUACGGCCCCAAGGUGAACGGAAGAUGCGCCCUGGAGACGGAGAUGCGCUCCCUGUUGGAGGGCCUGGGCCUCAGCUGCACGUUCAUUGAUGACUUCGCCUCUUACCACAAGCUGCUGGGAGAGGUGCACUGUGGCUCCAAUGUCCGCAGGGAACCGUUUGACUACAAGUGGUGGAACCUGGAGAUGUGAACCAACACUUGACAGCAGAUGGAGAUGGUUCACAGGCGCCGAUCGACUGAAAAAAAGAGCACCCUUAGUUAGCUUUGGCUGGGAAGACAAGAGGCCUUACAUUAUUUUCUGUCUUAAAAUCACAAAACAACACAUUUUUUCCAAGCAAUCACUUUUUCAGUAUGUUCCACUUUCUUUCUGAGUAACACGUGCCUCAUUUUCCGACGACAAUACUUGCACAGUAACCGUCAGCAUUUAUGCAGGAUGAACGACCACAGAGGUCCGAUCUACCGUAUGCAUCUUCAUCUUUAUUAAACAUUUUCGUUGGCUUUAUUUACAAAAAAAGGAUGAAAAGCAAUAUUUACAAACAAGGUCUUUUGAACAAGGGCUUAAGCAGACAAGAACCCAAAUACGAGAAAUACAAUCAUUUGAAUUGAGCACAUAGAGGAUUCACUCCCAAUCAUGUUGUGGUUCGGGCCGGCUGUCGGCCCACAGUGCAAGCACAGCGAGAUGAAUGGUACCACAUAGUGAUGUGCUAUAAUAAUACAGAGCCACGAGAGGGCGCACUUCAUCUACUCAAGCAUUUCCAAAGUUCAGAGGAAAAUCAUUUGAAAUCAUCUCUUUUCAUAAAGGCUGUAAUACACAAACGUGUACUUGUUACAGAAAGUCUGUAUAUUUUGUUUCUAAUGCCAUUUUUUUUUGUGUAGAGUCAAAUGCAAACUGUUACUUUGUCCAGUGUUUUGUAGCUACUAACAGCUUGAUGAAUACAGUUUGUAGGCAGUUUUGCAUUUGGUCUGGUGUCUUAAAACUUUUCUACUUUCAUAAAACGUUUCAUAUAAAUGCUGUCUUUAAUUCACUACAGACAAUAAACCGCAUGUCUGCUUCGGUCAUAUAACCGAAAUAAAACAACUCAGCUCAAA
Acanthopagrus latus (yellowfin seabream) is the source of this 3493-nucleotide messenger RNA. It is a transcript of the gene padi2, whose product is annotated as peptidyl arginine deiminase, type II. The transcript is spliced from 16 exons. The record is from RefSeq and is a predicted model, not a curated record. Lineage: Eukaryota; Metazoa; Chordata; Actinopteri; Spariformes; Sparidae. The coding region runs from base 567 to 2594 and encodes 675 amino acids. Gene Ontology annotation, molecular function: calcium ion binding; protein-arginine deiminase activity. Gene Ontology annotation, cellular component: cytoplasm.